This is a messenger RNA of Bradysia coprophila, 7588 nucleotides long. It is a transcript of the gene kto, whose product is annotated as mediator complex subunit kohtalo. Gene Ontology annotation, cellular component: mediator complex. NCBI's taxonomy places the organism in Eukaryota, Metazoa, Arthropoda, Insecta, Diptera, Sciaridae. Gene Ontology annotation, biological process: positive regulation of transcription by RNA polymerase II. Gene Ontology annotation, molecular function: transcription factor binding; transcription coactivator activity. The record is from RefSeq and is a predicted model, not a curated record.
AUAAAAAAUGGCCACAAAGAAUUUGAUGUACGUUCUCUGUGCUUGAAUUUUGUUCGAAACUAAUACGUUUGUUAGCUAAAUCAAUGGUGUACGAUGGUGAAACCGAUAGCAGACUAAAAAUAAUUGUGUAAUUUUCAAAUAAAAUGCUCAAUAUAAUGCAGGAAAAGCGACCAUUGAAACGCCCAAAAUUGGGCCCUCCAGAUGUUUACCCACAAGAUGCGAAACAAAAGGAGGACGAAUUAACAGCAACGAAUGUGAAACAAGGUUUCAUAUCUAUGUUGUUCCUUCAGGGCAACGAAGAAUUCGGAACCGCUAGAAAUUGCAAUGUGACGGCCAGUAAAGUGGGAGCGUAUUUUAAUGCAAUAUUGGCACGACGUGAAGAAUUGAUGACAUUGCCAGAUUCAGGUCGUAAGAAGCAACAAAUCAAUGUGAAGGAUAACUUCUGGCAUGUAAGUAAUCGCAGUCGCGCCACUUUGGACAUUUGGUUUAAGGAUCUUGCGGGUAACAAACCGAUGACGUCAUUGUCCAAGCGAGCGCCUUCAUUUAACAAAAAGGAGGACAUUUUCCCGUACUUGUGUGAUAAUCAAGUAAGCAUGCAGAAGGCUGCGUGGUUUAUUAAACUGAAUUCAGCGUACACGACGGCUGUUUCCGAGGCCAAAAUUAAGAAACGACAAAUGCCCGAUCCAACCACCGAAUGGACUGGGACAAUUAUCAAGUUCAUGAAAGAUUUAAUACCAAAACUGCAGGAUCACUACCAUCAAAGUGCGUUGCCCGAAAAAACACAAAAUUUUUCGUCCAACGCGAAUACACCAACAAACAAUCCUACUGUUCCUCCGUCCAUGACUGUGCCGCAACCAUUAACCAGUCCAGCAUCGAACAUCCACAGUCCAGCAACGACGUCAACACCGUCAUCGAAUCAACAAGUCGGUUUCACUGUAGACGACUACAAAACGACGGUGCGACAGUGGACUUAUUGUACACAAUUGUGCAAGUAUAUGUUCGAAGAAGGACUGCUGGAUCGACAUGAGUUCCUAAAUUGGGUCCUGGAUAUAUUAGAUAAAAUGAAAUCGCAACCAUCGGACGACGGCAUUUUGAAAUUAUUUCUACCCAUGACGAUGCAAUACAUGCCCGAAUUUGUGCAAUCCGAAAGACUGUCGCGACGUCUUGCCUACAUGGUCUGUAAGAAAUUGUCUUAUAUGAUCUACAAUGCAUUGGAGGCAAAGGAAAAUUUAGCGGCCAUCGGUAAUUUGGGUGACCCAAGAAGUGAUCAACAUUUAAUUAAAGUCGAGGGUGGUGACAUAAUGAGUAAUGUGUCGCCGAUGAAUCACAGUGAGGUGAACAGUAAUAUUGCAAUGCCAUCGAAAUCGAAUGGAUUUAUGGAUCACCACCUGAACGACUAUCUUCAAUGUCCACAUCACCGCGAUUUAAUCAUACAAUUGAGUGCCGUUUUACAGGUCAUUACAAUUGAAUGUCCAACAGCGUUGGUUUGGUGUGGGCUUGGUGAAACUAGAGCUUCCGCGGCUUUAGUCGGCAGUCCAUUGGAUCAUAUCCCAAUACCACCGUCAGCGCUGCCGAUUCCCAAUAAAUCCAAUGCGAGUGUUGCCGAACUGCAGACACACCUCCGAGUAGCUGAAGCUAAUAUUCGAAAACGAUCCAGUCAUGCCGAAGCGAAAUGGUGCACGGACAAGUGGCAAAAUAAAAAUGGUAACACCAGUGCCAUCGUUUUAGCGUCAUUGGACGCACUAGAUAGCCAUUGUUUCGAUAGAAUGGAUACGAAUAACAAUAACAAUUUGGAGGCGUUAUACGGCCGCAUCUUUCAUCAUUCACCAUUCGUCGCUGUCAAGCAGGAAACGGGCAAAGGAGGAGAACUCAAGGAAACAAAAAUCGACUACGAUCCGAACAAGGAUGCACCAAUUGUUCAAAUUUUACUUAGUUGGGCCGUGUCGUCGCAACGAUUUGGAGAGCAUAGAGCUAUGGCCGUUGCAUGGUUGUUGGAUAAGCGUCAAUCAGAAGUCACCGCAUCCGAUACGGAAUCAUCGAAUGCUGACGACAAAGAAUCAAUCGGUUCGGGUACAGGUCUCUAUGGUGGCGUGCCAGUAUUCCAAAGUAUUCUAAUGAAUUUUCUGGACAAAGACGCGCCGGUACUGGAAGAGAAUGGCAGCAUUCAAAAUCGUUCGCAAUUUACAAACCUGGUGCAUUUGUUCAGCGAGCUGAUACGUCACGAUGUGUUUUCCCAUGACGCAUACAUGUGCACGUUGAUUUCGCGUGGCGAUUUACUGACGGGCAGCAGUUUGUCGAUGAAAAAUGCUACCGCAAUUUCGGCAGGCACAGGACCAGUAUCCAAUAAGACGUCACCUCACAAUCAAAACCAAGGACUGGACGACGACAUGUUCGACUUUAAACCGAAAAUGGAAGAGUUUGAUGACUCAAAUGUAGACGAUGACUUGGACAAAAUAUUGCAGAAUAUCAAGGAAGAUCAACAGAAUGCAAUGGAUGCUCCGGACAGUCCUAAAGAUUCGGAACAACAUCAUCACAGUGCUACUCAUAUGACAUCCGAUCCACCAAUUUCUCGCCAUUUUUUGUAUGCAAAACACUUUCCCCUAUGUCAAGACGAUUCAGUUUCGCAGCACGACACCAACCAGAGAUACAUUCUGUUGUUUGGCGUUGGAAAGGAACGGGACGAAAAGAAACAUGCAGUGAAGAAAAUGUCGAAAGAAAUCUGCAAACUGUUCUCCAAGAAAUUCAGUAUCGACGUGGCCGAAGGUGGCAAAGUGAAGAAACAUUCAAAAAGUGAAUUCAAUUUUGAAGCAACAACAAACAAAUGCCAGUCGAUGUCCUAUUUUGAUCAGCAUGUCGUAACUUGGCAGUGUGCCGUAACCGUACAAGAAAUGUUAAACAGUUUUGCAAUGGGCAAUAGCAAUUAUUUGCCCGUACAGGAGCAUGUCGCAUUUCUUUUCGACUUGAUGGAAAUGGCACUCAAUAUUUACGGUCUUAUUGACAUGUGCAUCCAGAUUUUAAAGGAGCUGCCAGAGGUUGAAUCACAGCUAAUGGCAAAGAAUUCCAUUUUGAUGAAAAGUUACACGACCUCAUUAAGUCUUUACGUCGUCGGAGUGUUGAGACGAUACCAUUGUUGCUUGUUACUAUCACCGGAUCAAACGUCUGCCGUCUUCGAAGGACUUUGCAAAGUUGUCAAACACGUCACGAAUCCGGGAGAUUGUAGCUCAGCGGAACGCUGCAUACUCGCUUAUCUAUUUGAUUUGUACUCGUCGUGCUCCUUGCUGAAGACGAAGCCACAGUCCACCGAACCAUUCCACAAUGCAUAUCCAAAAAUUAAAUUAGCUCUCUAUGCGCAACUAACACCAGUGGCAACAACACAAUAUUCCUGCAAACGUGACUUUAUGGCCGACGUUCUAGCCAAUCCACGACGUGGCGGCAAAAUUGAACCGUCUUGGGGACGCCAAUUAAACGAAUCAGCCGCAAAUCGAUAUUCGUUCGUUUGUAACGCUCUGAUAGCAGUCAGCCAGGAAACGGACAAUGAUCGACUGAACGAUAUAUCGCAAACAUGUGCUGAACUGACUGCUUGCUGCAAUUCGUUGAGUACGGAAUGGUUGGGUGCAUUGAUUGCACUGUGCGGAUCCAGCAACGAACCAUUUUACCAAGACAUUCUUGGCAAGAUUGACAUUCAAAAUUUGAGCAUUCAUAAUUCACUAGCGGUGUUUACAUGCAUUUUAGUCGCACGACAUUGCUUCUUAUUGGAAAAAUUUGUCUGUCAUGUGGCACUUCCACCGCUCGUAGCAUGUAGUGGGGGCAGUGGAGGAAGAGAAAUAACUCCGGAAGCAGAAGCUGGUGCACGUCUUUCCUGUCACUUAUUGCUAAGGCUUUUCCGAACAAUUGAAAUACCCCAGCCGGGUCUAUAUUCCGUCAGCACUUCGCCGAAUCCGAUAACAACUCCCGGACCGGCGUGCAAUAUAAAAUUAAGCUGCGAUCGACAUUUGCUUGCAGCGGCCCACAAAAACAUCGAUGUUGGUCCAGUUCUAGCCGUAUUAAAAGGAAUAUUAGUGGUUGGCGAUGCAACAUGCCUGCAAAAGGCUCCUUCCACAUACAGUAGUGGAAAGCGAAGCGGUUUGAAUACGCCCGUUCAUCCGGGUAGCACUCCGAAAAGUAUGAGCGGUCCACCAAUCGAUUUAAGCCACAUUUUGGGCACCAGCGAAUUGGGAACGUUUUGUGAUGGCGACGAACCAAUGCUAGAUCUAUCUCAUUUGACCAAUAGUGCUCAAAACGAAAACACUUCAAGUUUGUCAGAUUUUGCACAGCACGUACUGCGACAGAUCUGUUCACAGGAGUGGGUUUUGGAGCGAUGUCUACAGAACGCAGACGAACUGUGUUUGACCGGAUUUUUGAUCGACGAAAUGCUAACGCCAAAACAGGCUCAGCGAUUACUUCACAUGAUUUGCUAUCCGGAAAAUGAAUCGAACAUCAAAUCGGAAAUGGAUCAAAAAUCCAUCAUUGUUCGAAUUUUAGAGAAUCUCGAACAGUGGUCGCUUCGAAUUUCAUGGGUCGAUCUACAAUUGAUGUUCAAACAAACGAAUACAAACACCAGUUCACCAUCUCCCGAACUGAACCAUUGGCUGGAUACGGUCGCUCGGGCAGCUAUCGAUGUCUUUCACGUCAAACCAAACCAAUACAAACAAGACAAAUCAAAGUCAAUGUGGUUGGUUGCACCGUUGGUAUCGAAGCUGCACAGUUCCGUUCAAGGACGAAUUCUGCGAGUAGCUGGUAACGUUUUGGAGUCGACCAAUUUCUUCACAACGACGACGAAGAAAGUCAAAGAGGAGACAAACGAAGACAGCAAUGAGAGCAAUGACGGAAUGGAAAAAAUGGAAAAGCUUCGCGCACCUCAAAUGAGUCAUCAGGCUUUUUUGGGGCUGAUAUUGACCUGUCUAAAAGGUCAGGACGAACAAAAAGAAGGACUCUUGUCGUCCCUGCAUUCACAAUUAUCCCAAUUUCUACAAUCCAGCAACGAGCUCGAUGCUGUCGGUGGCAUCGAAUAUCCUCAAGGCCGGGAACAGAUGCUGGAUGCUCUUCAGCUUCGGUUUUCGCUGGUCGGCGGUAUGUUCGAUGCUAUUCAAAAGAACUCAACAGCCACAACCGACUGGGCAAUUUUAUUUGCACAAUUGAUCAGUCAAGGUGUCAUCGACUUGUCCACAAAUAGUGAACUGUUCACGACCGUGUUGGACAUGUUAGCAACGUUGAUUCAUUCGACACUGAUAUCAGAUAGUCAAUCAGAGCGUGACGAGAACAAGAAGCUGUACAUCAAUUUGAUGAAGAAAUUGAAAAAGGAACUCGGCGACCGGAACAAUCCGUCGGUGAAAUUCGUUCGUCAACUGUUGCCCUUAUCGAAGCAGACGUGUGAAGUCAUAGCAUGCGAAUCGGCUGGAUGUUUGACCGAUACAAAAGGGAAUAAAAUAUCUGGCUUCGAUAGCAUCGAUAAGAAACCGGGUCUAAAACUGUCGGACAAACAACGUGUGAAUGUCUGGGAUUUUCUGGAAGGUCAUAAAAAUCCAGCUCCUUUGUCCUGGGCAUGGUUUGGUGCUGUUAAGAUGGAACGACGACCAUUGCACUACGAGGAAACACAUCGUCUAUUAAAAUAUCAUACACACAGUCUGGUUAAACCGAGUAGCUAUUACUAUGACCCGCUUCCAUUGCCUCCAGAGGAUCUAGAGCCGUUGCCAGAAAAACCUAAAGAGGAAAAAGCGGAUACACCAUCAUCCGUUGAUCAAUCGCCGGGCACGAUUCUAAGUGGUCGCGGACGCGGCAAAGGUGUUAAACGUCCCAAGAAACCGAAGGCAACCGCACCAAUUCAACCGAUUCAAGCACAGCAACAGGCCAAUCAGCAACACCAGCAACAACAAAUGCAAAACAAUCCAAUGCAAAAUAAUCCAAUGCAAAUGAACAUGCAGAACCAGUUGAACCCGAAUAUGCAACAGUUUCAAUCGAAUCAAAUGCAAAAUCAGGGUCAAAUGCAAAAUCAGAAUCAGAUGCAAAAUCCGAUGAUGAGCCAGGUUCCGGGUGGAAUGAGUGGUGUUAUGACUCCGCAAGGACAACAAUCGGGAAUGGGAUUCGGUGGAGGACAGAUGCAAAUGGCACAGCAGCAACAGUGGCCGCAAGGAUUCAAUCCGAUGCAACAGCAACAACAGCAACAACAAUUUUAUAAUCAAGGAAUGCAGCCUCAGAUGAAUCGAUUUGAACGUCCGCAAAUCAACAACCAGUCGAAGCAAGCUCUGUCUAUAAUGCUUCGCCAAAGACAUCCACCGUUUAUUUCCGGCAAUCAGACCGGAAAUCCAGGUUUUAAUAUGCAACAGCAGCAACAACAUCAACAAAGUCAACAGCAACAACACCAACAGUAUGCAAAUAUACGAUCGUCACUUCGAGGCAUGAAUCCAGCACAGAUGGGAAACAAUCAGAUGGGCGGAAUGGUGCAACCAAUGGGUCCAGGAAUCAAUCCAAACAGUAUGAUGUCGGGUCAAACUGGUCAAAUGGCACCGAACCAAAUUGUUGCACAAAACCAACAGCCUGGCAUUGGCGGUAUCAUGGGUCAAACUAGUGGCGGUAUGAUGCAGCAAACUGGCAGAAUAACGCCCGCAUCAAUGGGACAAAGUGCCGGAAUGAUUGGUCAAAGUGGUAGUAAUAUGAUUCCGCAAGCCAACCGAACAAUGGUGCCGACAACGAUGAUGUCACAGCAAGCUACUGGAAUGGUACCACAAGGGAUGAACAGUGCUGGCGGUGUUCCGGGUAUACAGCAAGGCGUUCAGGGUGGUCAACAGGUCCAGGGCGGAAUUUUUCCUGGAACUCAGCAAUUCGGUGGAAUGGCACAGAAUUUCGGUGGCAGUUAUAGCAAUCAAGGAAUGCCGCAGCAAUCGAAUCUUCAACAGAACAUGCAAAUGGGUAGUUUUAAUCAGAUGAAUGCCCAACGUAGUCAAGCCGAAUUUCUGGCUCAGCAACAACAACAAAGAAAUUUACAACAACAGCAGGUUAAUCAACAGCAAGUGCAAGCCAAUCGUGGCCAAUUUGCGCAACAAGUACCGAAUGUUACAAUGAACCAAGGCAUGAAUCAAGGUAUGAACACAAUGGUUGGACAGGGAGCACCGCCAUAUCAGAGACAACAGCCAACUGGGAAUCCACAACAACAACAACAACAAUUGUUCCAGUCACAGCAACAACAACAACAAAGAUUGCGACAACAACAACUUCUCAUGCAGCAGCAGCAACAGCAGCAACUGGGUAUGGCUCAGCAAGGUGCCCAGGGAAUGCAGCCAAAUCAAGGUCAAGGCUUGGUAAGCCAACAAACACCAGCCUUGGUCGCUCAACUGCAGCGACAAAUGCCAAAUCAGCCGGGCGGAAUGAUGAAUCAGCAAUACUCACAACAGCCGUAUUGAUUGUCUGAAAACUAAACAACUUAAAAAAAAACAAACUUUGAGAUAAGGCUCUAUACUAAGAAAUCCAUUUUUAUAUUUAUUUUAGACUUCCAUUCAAUAAUUCAUUUUACUAUCAUUUUUUAACGGGACAUUAAAGAUGAAAUUAACUUUAA